Messenger RNA from Rotaria sp. Silwood1, 1208 nucleotides. NCBI's taxonomy places the organism in Eukaryota, Metazoa, Rotifera, Eurotatoria, Philodinida, Philodinidae. The record is from the annotation of a GenBank genome assembly.
AUGUCAAAACAAAUACCAAUAGCCAAACGUUCACGUUUUGCAACGGAUCAUGAUGGUGAAAAAGAUGAAGAUCAACAAACGGCUUCGCAACAAGCAUUAAAUCAUAUCAAACAAGCUAAUGUCAACUUGCUAAAAUUGCAGAAACAAUAAGAGGAGGUAGUAGUCAUGUUAGAGCAUUAAAAAAAUUUUAGAUAUUUUAUCUACAAAUAAAAGAAUUGCUAGGAUUUUAAAUCGAUAUAAAGUAAGAAGAACUCUUCUUAAUGUAUUCUUUCUCUACAGAACCAUUUUAUUUUCUAGAUUCCAGUCGUUCUUGAAAAUGAUAAUGAAAAUGCAAUGUCAAGGGUACUGAUUCUACUGAUCCUGAACUAGUAAGUAGCCAAAUUUUAAAUCCAUCUAUUCGCAUAUAUUAUGAGUACUUCCUGAUUCUCGGUUUUUUAUUGAUUUGAUUUUCAUAUUACACAUAUACCCGAAGUGAUGGUGUUGUCAUUGAGUUAUUGAUAACAUAUGGACAAAAGAAAAUACAGUUAAAUGUGCUCUAAUUUAAUAGAUUUACUAAUUACUGAUAGACAAGAUUUACAAAAUGUUGAUUCUAAAAAGAUGAAUGAAGACCCAUGAAUGCAAGCUAUAUAUGGUAUGUAAUGAAUAACGUUUCUAAACAAUGUUUUAUCGAAUUUCAUGUUAUUUUGUUUGUUGUAGAUGUUAUUAGGCAACAAUUUAAUUAUUCCACGAAGGGCAUGACCAUAGUUUGUCGACCCAGUGGAAAAAAGUCAGCUUAUAUCUGAUUUUGUGAGAUUUUUAUCAGACUUUUCUUCAACAAAAUCCAAAUUAUAAUUGAUUAAACUUUUCCAAAUUACAAAUAAUCUGAUUUUUAAUCAAAAAUAAUUCUUCGAAAUCAAGGAUACUUUAAAUUUUAAUCAAGUUAUAUUGAAUUUUAAUCAAAAUUUUAUUGGAUUUCGAGGAUUAUUUCGGAUUGAAGAAGACCUUUCGAAAUCAAGUAAAAUUUUGAUUAAAAUCUAAAGUAUCCUUGAUUUCGAAGGAUUAGUUUUGCUUAAAAAUUGAGUUACUUGUAAUUUGGAAAGUUUCAUUCGAUUAUAACUUAGAUUUUGUUGUAGAAAAACCCAAUAAAAAUCUCAUAAAACCAGAUGUAAUCUGGCUCUUUACCACUGGGCAGCCUCACACGAUUUUAUUCUCAGUUAUCGUCGUAACCA